AUGGAGUUUCUAUAACACAAUGAACAAUAUAAAUAUGAUACUCACAGAAUAUUCAAUUUGAAUGAUCCCAAAUUUUAACCAGAAGUCUUAUAAAUCAUUGAGUAGAAAAAGGAAUAGUUUAAAAUUAGAUUAAAUCAAUAAUAAAACAAAAGAAUGCUACAACCACUCCAAGAAAUCAAUUCUACGAAUGCUUCAACGGAUAGACAACGAUAAAGUAAAACAAACAAUCAGUUGAAAAGAACUCGUUUGAAAACUGAUUAAAAUUUAGAAAUUCAAAAAUCCAACUCAAUAAAUAGAAUUUAGAGUAUUAAAGACAUUAUGCCUAAACUCAUAAAACACAACGAAAUUCCUGGAUCACUAAACAAAUAAGUCAUAUAAAAAGGAUUAGAAUUCCUAUAGUUUAUGGUUGAUAGACAUAAGGAGAAUGUCUCUUAGUGUUAUCAAUAAAAAAGAUAAAAAUGUUUGAAAUGA
Messenger RNA from Paramecium tetraurelia, 471 nucleotides. RefSeq lists its product as uncharacterized. NCBI's taxonomy places the organism in Eukaryota, Ciliophora, Oligohymenophorea, Peniculida, Parameciidae. The record is from RefSeq and is a predicted model, not a curated record. The transcript has 2 exons.